Molecule: messenger RNA, 1539 nt
Organism: Lolium rigidum
Lineage: Eukaryota; Viridiplantae; Streptophyta; Magnoliopsida; Poales; Poaceae
Exons: 2
Coding region: 1-1326 (441 amino acids)
Source: RefSeq, a predicted model, not a curated record
AUGGCCGGAGGCCGCCAGCGCCGCCGCCGACGCCUCGGCCGAAAGGCGAAGGCCGCCGAAUCCUCGUCCCUAGCACCUGGCACUCUCAGUCCCAGGGAAGUUGCAGUUGUGAAGAUGUCCUCUGACAAAGCCUGUCACGCCUCUGGCCCUAGUUUCUCAUCCUCGCCUGGACCUAACGUUUGGGCAGAUCUCGUGGACAGCUUGCUUCACGAAAUCAUUCUUCUCUUUGGCUCAUUCCAUGACUUCAUUGGUUUCGUUGGAACCUGCCGUUCUUGGCAUCAUGCGGUCUCUUCCUUCGCAUCUGUAUAUACGUUCAGCUUCCCACCUCUCCACCUCAAGCCAGGUGUUUGUUUCUCUCCUCGGCAACAUAAUGGUCGUGCUCAGUACAUGCUUUUAUCUGAUUGCAAAUGGAAAAUUAGUGAUCCUGCCAAGAGAGACCUUACCCUUCAAUGUUCAGUGCCCCAAAGUACUCAUAAUCAGAUGCUCUAUAUGGGCUCCUCAUGUGGGUAUCUUAUUUUCUUUCAUCAGGGCCACAGCCUUCUUGUCAAUGUGUACACUGGCACUGAGGUGAAGCCUCCCAUACUCCCGUAUAAAAGCCAAUUAUCAAUCUACUGUGGCACCCUCAUGGCUCCACACAAUUCAUCUAACUUGCACCUACUUCUUUUCACAAAAGGAACCAUGUACCAGUGGCAGAUUGGAACAGACUCUUGGUCAGAGCAGCGUCUUGGUCUUGAUGGUGAAUGUUUCGAGCAGAUCGUGUUUUUCAAAGGUGACAUGUUUGCCGUAGACAUUCUUGCGAGUGUCUUCAUCAUACACUUUGGACCUCAGCUCAGCACGCAGAGGGUACAAGUUGAGUGGAACAUGGCUAUAAUAGGUUGUGUGGUACGGCCGUGGUUGGUGGUCUGUGGUGACAUGAUUCUCGUUGUUUCCUUCCCGCUGAAUUUUGGCCAAUCGAAAGGCAUGUCUGACCUGUCUGGCACCUUUCAUGUCUUCCGCUUCGACCUUUCAGUUCAACCAGCUCAAUUGGUGGAGAUGGAGAAGUUGGAAAAUCAUGCUCUUUUCAUUAGCCUAGAUAGGAGGAAUCCCACAUUUUCUUGCUGGAGACCUGAAAGAUGGGGAGGAAAAAGUAACUGCAUUUACGUUGCAAGGCAACUUGAAGAUUCCGAUGAACCUUGGACUGCAGUUGAACUUGGUCAGCCAGUGCACGAAAAAACCGAGUGGAUCCAAUUUGGUUCUCCACAUUAUCCGCCAGAAUUCAGUGUCCAUUGCAGUAAACUUGAGAGCCUUUGGAUGCUCCCAAAUUUCGUUUCUGGUGCCGACCAGUGACAGACAAUCUUUGUUUGCCAUGAAUAUUCGCUAGUUCUUGCAAAAGCAAUGUCAUUUGCUGCUAUCUUAAUUUUACUCGCGAUGGAUUUUCUUUUACAAUUGUGUUGAUGAACACUUGAACAGAACAUGUGCAGCUGCCGUUUGCUUGCCCACAUGGCAUGAAGUAGAGUCUGUCACUUGGAUUGUAAUAAUAGUCGGUGGUAUACUUCCUUG